This is a messenger RNA of Brassica napus (rape), 414 nucleotides long. RefSeq names its product glutathione S-transferase T3-like. The record is from RefSeq and is a predicted model, not a curated record. The transcript has a single exon. NCBI's taxonomy places the organism in Eukaryota, Viridiplantae, Streptophyta, Magnoliopsida, Brassicales, Brassicaceae. The coding region runs from base 1 to 414 and encodes 137 amino acids.
AUGGAUUUCAAUUCAUAUACACCGUUAGCAAACUUUGUUGACCUUUUGAAUAGUCAGCAAGACACUGUAUUUGGUUAUGUCCAAGACAGUGUCGAAGUUUCUUCCUCCCAAGUCCCUCUCUUUAGCAGUCAAGCAACGAAAGAAGAGACUCCUGCAGAGCGUAAGGAAAGGAGGGCAUGGAUGCCAAUAGAUGAUGUUGCCCUCAUUAGCGCUUGGUUAAACACAAGCAAAGACCCGGUUGUAGCUAACGAGCAAAUAGCUGGUGCGUUCUGGAAAAGGAUUGCUGCAUACUUUGCAGCAAGUCCCAAGGUUGCAGGUUCUGAAGUGAGAGAGUCAUCUCAUUGUAAGCAAAGGUGGCAGAAGAUAAACGACCAAGUCAACAAAUUUUGUGGGACAAGCUUUGUCAAGUUGUAG